AAUAAUAAUAAUAAUUCAUAACAUGUGAUAAAGUUAUCAAUUUUAACUGCAAGAGAUGACAGAAUAUCGUAAAUGUGGUGUUUGUGGUAUAAAUAGCAUAAAUAACCCUACUAAGAAAUUUGGUGAGAAUUAUGUACGCCCAGGGAGUUGUAUCUAUACGUGUGAGGCCGAUAGGCAGUGGUUUUAUAGAAAUGCCAAGUUCGCAACAGUAUGUCAACGGACUGAAAACGGUGCGCCCGAUAUGGCAAUAUGUACUUGCUCAUCCGAUAAACUUCAUAAGUGUUUUAGCAUCGGAAUGAGAUAUGAAUACAAUACACAAGAUAUGCCACAAAACAGCGCCAGACGUACCAAACGGCACAGAAGUAACACAAACCAAGGGACGGGGUUUGUGCCAAAUCAGGGCUAUAAUUAUAACCUCGGCACUGACCACUACUCGGGUCAUCCGCCAACAAAUACAAGCGCUAUACAACAAAUUAAUGGUGGCUAUACAUACCCUGCUCAGUGCACACCUCGACAUCACCACAAGUAU
This is a messenger RNA of Oppiella nova, 529 nucleotides long. NCBI's taxonomy places the organism in Eukaryota, Metazoa, Arthropoda, Arachnida, Sarcoptiformes, Oppiidae. The record is from the annotation of a GenBank genome assembly.